This is a messenger RNA of Knipowitschia caucasica, 11379 nucleotides long. Lineage: Eukaryota; Metazoa; Chordata; Actinopteri; Gobiiformes; Gobiidae. The record is from the annotation of a GenBank genome assembly.
AUGGCUUGCCUCACUGUCCCAGAGCCACUGUCCCAGAGCCACUGUCCCAGAGCCACUGUCCCAGAGCCACUGUCCCAGAGCCACUGUCUUAGAGCCACUGUCCCAGAGCCAUUGUCCCAGAGCCACUGUCUCAGAGCCACUGUCCCAGAGCCACUGUCCCAGAGCCACUGUCCCAGAGCCACUGUCUCAGAGCCACUGUCCCAGAGCCAUUGUCCCAGAGCCACUGUCCCAGAGCCACUGUCCCAGAGCCACUGUCCCAGAGCCACUGUCCCAGAGCCACUGUCUCAGAGCCACUGUCCCAGAGCCACUGUCCCAGAGCCACUGUCCCAGAGCCACUGUCCCAGAGCCAUUGUCCCAGAGCCACUGUCCCAGAGCCACUGUCUCAGAGCCACUGCCCCAGAGCCACUGUCCCAGAGCCACUGUCCCAGAGCCACUGUCCCAGAGCCACUGUCUCAGAAUCACUGUCCCAGAGCCACUGUCCCAGAGCCACUGUCCCAGAGCCACUGUCCCAGAGCCACUGUCCCAGAGCCACUGUCUCAGAGCCACUGUCUCAGAGCCACUGUCCCAGAGCCACUGUCCCAGAGCCACUGUCCCAGAGCCACUGUCCCAGAGCCACUGUCCCAGAGCCACUGUCCCAGAGCCACUGUCCCAGAGCCACUGUCCCAGAGCCACUGUCCCAGAGCCAUGUCCCAGAGCCACUGUCCCAGAGCCACUGUCCCAGAGCCACUGUCCCAGAGCCACUGUCCCAGAGCCACUGUCCCAGAGCCACUGUCUCAGAGCCACUGUCCCAGAGCCACUGUCCCAGAGCCACUGUCCCAGAGCCACUGUCCCAGAGCCACUGUCCAGGCCCGCCCAGAGCCACUGUCCCAGAGCCACUGUCCCAGAGCCACUGUCCCAGAGCCACUGUCCCAGAGCCACUGUCCCAGAGCCACUGUCCCAGAGCCACUGUCUCAGAGCCACUGUCUCAGAGCCACUGUCCCAGAGCCACUGUCCCAGAGCCACUGUCCCAGAGCCACUGUCCCAGAGCCACUGUCUCAGAGCCAUUGUCCAGAGCCACUGUCCCAGAGCCAUUGUCCCAGAGCCACUGUCCCAGAGCCACUGUCCCAGAGCCACUGUCCCCAGAGCCACUGUCCCAGAGCCACUGUCCCAGAGCCACUGUCCCAGAGCCACUGUCCCAGAGCCACUGUCCCAGAGCCACUGUCCCAGAGCCACUGUCCCCAGAGCCACUGUCUCAGAGCCAUUGUCUCAGAGCCACUGUCCCAGAGCCACUGUCCCAGAGCCACUGUCCCAGAGCCAUUGUCCCAGAGCCACUGUCCCAGAGCCACUGUCCCAGAGCCACUGUCCCAGAGCCACUGUCUCAGAGCCACUGUCCCAGAGCCACUGUCCCAGAGCCAUUGUCCCAGAGCCACUGUCCCAGAGCCACUGUCUCAGAGCCACUGUCCCAGAGCCACUGUCCCAGAGCCACUGCCCCAGAGCCACUGUCCCAGAGCCACUGUCCCAGAGCCACUGUCCCAGAGCCACUGUCCCAGAGCCACUGUCUCAGAGCCACUGUCUCAGAGCCCCUGUCCCAGAGCCACUGUCCCAGAGCCACUGUCCCAGAGCCACUGUCCCAGAGCCACUGUCCCAGAGCCACUGCCCCAGAGCCACUGUCCCAGAGCCAGAGCCACUGUCCCAGAGCCACUGUCCCAGAGCCACUGUCUCAGAGCCACUGUCCCAGAGCCACUGUCUCAGAGCCACUGUCUCAGAGCCACUGUCCCAGAGCCAGAGCCACUGUCCCAGAGCCACUGUCUCAGAGCCACUGUCCCAGAGCCACUGCCCCAGAGCCACUGUCCCAGAGCCACUGUCUCAGAGCCACUGUCCCAGAGCCACUGUCCCAGAGCCACUGUCCCAGAGCCACUGUCCCAGAGCCAUUGUCCCAGAGCCACUGUCCCAGAGCCACUGUCUCAGAGCCACUGUCUCAGAGCCACUGUCCCAGAGCCACUGUCUCAGAGCCACUGUCCCAGAGCCACUGUCCCAGAGCCACUGUCCCAGAGCCACUGUCUCAGAGCCACUGUCCCAGAGCCACUGUCCCAGAGCCACUGUCCCAGAACCAUUGUCUCAGCCACUGUCCAGAGCCACUGUCCCAGAGCCACUGUCUCAGAGCCACUGUCCCAGAGCCACUGUCCCAGAGCCACUGUCCCAGAGCCACUGUCUCAGAGCCACUGUCUCAGAGCCACUGUCUCAGAGCCACUGUCUCAGAGCCACUGUCCCAGAGCCAGUGUCACUGAGCUCAGAGCCACUGUCCCAGAGCCACUGUCUCAGAGCCACUGUCCCAGAGCCACUGUCUCAGAGCCACUGUCUCAGAGCCCCUGUCCCAGAGCCACUGUCCCAGAGCCACUGUCCCAGAGCCCACUGUCCCAAAGCCACUGUCCCAGAGCCACUGUCUCAGAGCCACUGUCCCAGAGCCACUGUCCCAGAGCCACUGCCCCAGAGCCACUGUCCCAGAGCCAGAGCCACUGUCCCAGAGCCACUGUCCCAGACUCAGCCACUGUCUCAGAGCCACUGUCCCAGAGCCACUGUCUCAGAGCCACUGUCUCAGAGCCAGUCCCAGAGCCACUGUCCCAGAGCCAGUGUCCCAGAGCCACUGUCUCAGAGCCACUGUCCCAGAGCCACUGCCCCAGAGCCACUGUCCCAGAGCCACUGUCUCAGAGCCACUGUCCCAGAGCCACUGCCCCAGAGCCACUGUCUCAGAGCCACUGUCCCAGAGCCACUGUCCCAGAGCCACUGUCUCAGAGCCACUGUCUCAGAGCCACUGUCUCAGAGCCACUGUCUCAGAGCCACUGUCCCAGAGCCACUGUCCCAGAGCCACUGUCCCAGAGCCACUGUCCCAGAGCCACUGUCCCAGAGCCACUGUCCCAGAGCCACUGUCCAGAGCCACUGUCCCAGAGCCACUGUCUCAGAGCCACUGUCCAGAGCCACUGUCCCAGAGCCACUGUCUCAGAGCCACUGUCCCAGAGCCACUGUCCCAGAGCCACUGUCCCAGAGCCACUGUCCCAGAGCCACUGUCUCAGAGCCACUGUCCCAGAGCCACUGUCCCAGAGCCACUGUCCAGAGCCACUGUCCAGCCACUGUCCCAGAGCCACUGUCCCAGAGCCACUGUCCCAGAGCCACUGUCCAGAGCCACUGUCCCAGAGCCACGCCCAGCCACUGUCCCAGAGCCACUGUCCCAGAGCCACUGUCCCAGAGCCACUGUCCCAGAGCCACUGUCCCAGAGCCACUGUCCCAGAGCCACUGUCCAGAGCCACUGUCCCAGAGCCACUGUCCCAGAGCCACUGUCCCAGAGCCACUGUCCCAGAGCCACUGUCCCAGAGCCAGCCACUGUCCCAGAGCCACUGUCCCAGAGCCACUGUCCCAGAGCCACUGUCCCAGAGCCACUGUCCCCCACUGUCCAGAGCCACUGUCCCAGAGCCACUGUCUCAGAGCCACUGUCCCAGAGCCACUGUCCCAGAGCCACUGUCCCAGAGCCACUGUCCCAGAGCCACUGUCCCAGAGCCACUGUCCCAGAGCCACUGUCCCAGAGCCACUGUCCCAGAGCCACUGUCCCAGAGCCACUGUCCCAGAGCCACUGUCCCAGAGCCACUGUCCCAGAGCCACUGUCCCAGAGCCACUGUCCCAGAGCCACUGUCCCAGAGCCACUGUCUCAGAGCCACUGUCCCAGAGCCACUGUCCCAGAGCCACUGUCCCAGAGCCACUGUCCCAGAGCCACUGUCCCAGAGCCACUGUCCCAGAGCCACUGUCCCAGAGCCACUGUCUCAGAGCCACUGUCCCAGAGCCACUGUCCCAGAGCCACUGUCCCAGAGCCACUGUCCCAGAGCCACUGUCCCAGAGCCACUGUCCCAGAGCCACUGUCCCAGAGCCACUGUCCCAGAGCCACUGUCUCAGAGCCACUGUCCCAGAGCCACUGUCUCAGAGCCACUGUCUCAGAGCCACUGUCCCAGAGCCACUGUCCCAGAGCCACUGUCCCAGAGCCACUGUCCCAGAGCCACUGUCCCAGAGCCACUGUCCCAGAGCCACUGUCCCAGAGCCACUGUCCCAGAGCCACUGUCCCAGAGCCACUGUCCAGAGCCACUGUCCCAGAGCCACUGUCCAGAGCCACUGUCCCAGAGCCACUGUCUCAGAGCCACUGUCCCAGAGCCACUGUCCCAGAGCCACUGUCCCAGAGCCACUGUCCCAGAGCCACUGUCCCAGAGCCACUGUCCCAGAGCCACUGUCCCAGAGCCACUGUCCCAGAGCCACUGUCCCAGAGCCACUGUCCCAGAGCCACUGUCCCAGAGCCACUGUCCCAGAGCCACUGUCCCAGAGCCACUGUCCCAGAGCCACUGUCCCAGAGCCACUGUCCCAGAGCCACUGUCCAGAGCCACUGUCCCAGAGCCACUGCCGAGCCCAGAGCCACUGUCCCAGAGCCACUGUCCCAGAGCCACUGUCCCAGAGCCACUGUCCCAGAGCCACUGUCCAGAGCCUGUAGAGCCACUGUCCCAGAGCCACUGUGUCCCAGAGCCACUGUCCCAGAGCCACUGUCCCAGAGCCACUGUCCCAGAGCCACUGUCCCAGAGCCACUGUCUCAGAGCCACUGUCUCAGAGCCACUGUCCCAGAGCCACUGUCCCAGAGCCACUGUCCCAGAGCCACUGUCCAGAGCCACUGCCCAGAGCCACUGUCCCAGAGCCAGAGCCACUGUCCCAGAGCCACUGCCCCAGAGCCACUGUCCCAGAGCCAGAGCCACUGUCCCAGAGCCACUGUCCCAGAGCCACUGUCCAGAGCCACUGUCCAGAGCACUGUCCAGAGCCACUGUCUCAGAGCCACUGUCCCAGAGCCACUGUCCCAGAGCCAGAGCCACUGUCCCAGAGCCACUGUCCCAGAGCCACUGUCUCAGAGCCACUGUCCCAGAGCCAGAGCCACUGUCCCAGAGCCACUGUCCCAGAGCCACUGUCUCAGAGCCACUGUCCCAGAGCCACUGUCCCAGAGCCACUGUCUCAGAGCCACUGUCUCAGAGCCACUGUCCCAGAGCCACUGUCCCAGAGCCACUGUCCCAGAGCCACUGCCCCAGAGCCACUGUCCCAGAGCCACUGUCCCAGAGCCACUGCCCCAGAGCCACUGUCCCAGAGCCAGAGCCACUGUCCCAGAGCCACUGUCUCAGAGCCACUGUCCCAGAGCCACUGUCCCAGAGCCACUGUCCCAGAGCCACUGUCUCAGAGCCACUGUCCCAGAGCCACUGCCCCAGAGCCACUGUCCCAGAGCCACUGUCUCAGAGCCACUGUCCCAGAGCCACUGCCCCAGAGCCACUGUCCCAGAGCCACUGUCUCAGAGCCACUGUCCCAGAGCCAGAGCCACUGUCCCAGAGCCACUGUCUCAGAGCCACUGUCUCAGAGCCACUGUCCCAGAGCCACUGUCCCAGAGCCACUAGCCACUGUCCCAGAGCCACUGUCCCAGAGCCACUGUCCCAGAGCCACUGCCCCAGAGCCACUGUCCCAGAGCCACUGUCCCAGAGCCACUGUCCCAGAGCCACUGCCCCAGAGCCACUGUCCCAGAGCCAGAGCCACUGUCCCAGAGCCACUGUCCCAGAGCCACUGUCUCAGCCACUGUCCAGAGCCAGAGCCACUGUCCCAGAGCCACUGUCCCAGAGCCACUGUCCCAGAGCCAUUGUCCCAGAGCCACUGUCCCAGAGCCACUGUCCCAGAGCCACUGUCCCAGAGCCACUGUCCCAGAGCCACUGUCCCAGAGCCACUGUCCCAGAGCCACUGUCUCAGAGCCACUGUCCCAGAGCCACUGCCCCAGAGCCACUGUCCCAGAGCCACUGUCUCAGAGCCACUGUCCCAGAGCCACUGCCCCAGAGCCACUGUCCCAGAGCCACUGUCUCAGAGCCACUGUCCCAGAGCCACUGUCCCAGAGCCACUGUCCCAGAGCCACUGUCCCAGAGCCAUUGUCUCAGCGCCACUGUCCCAGAGCCACUGUCUCAGAGCCACUGUCCCAAAGCCACUGUCUCAGAGCCACUGUCCCAGAGCCACUGUCCCAGAGCCACUGUCCCAGAGCCACUGUCUCAGCCACUGUCCCAGAGCCAGAGCCACUGUCCCAGAGCCACUGUCCCAGAGCCACUGUCUCAGAGCCACUGUCCCAGAGCCACUGCCCCAGAGCCACUGUCCCAGAGCCACUGUCUCAGAGCCACUGUCCCAGAGCCACUGUCCCAGAGCUACUGUCCCAGAGCCAUUGUCUCAGAGCCACUGUCCCAGAGCCACUGUCCCAGAGCCAUUGUCCCAGAGCCACUGUCCCAGAGCCACUGUCUCAGAGCCACUGUCCCAGAGCCACCGUCCCAGAGCCACUGUCCCAGAGCCACUGUCCCAGAACCAUUGUCUCAGAGCCACUGUCCCAGAGCCACUGUCUCAGAGCCACUGUCUCAGAGCCACUGUCCCAGAGCCACUGCCCCAGAGCCACUGUCCCAGAGCCACUGUCUCAGAGCCACUGUCCCAGAGCCACUGUCCCAGAGCCAAUGUCUCAGAGCCACUGUCCCAGAGCCAUUGUCCCAGAGCCACUGUCCCAGAGCCACUACCCCAGAGCCACUGUCCCAGAGCCACUGUCUCAGAGCCACUGUCUUAGAGCCACUGUCCCAGAGCCACUGUCCCAGAGCCAUUGUCCCAGAGCCACUGUCCCAGAGCCACUGUCCCAGAGCCACUGUCCCAGAGCCACUCUCCCAGAGCCACUGCCCCAGAGCCACUGUCCCAGAGCCAGAGCCACUGUCCCAGAGCCACUGUCCCAGAGCCACUGUCUCAGAGCCACUGUCCCAGAGCCACUGUCUCAGAGCCACUGUCUCAGAGCCACUGUCCCAGAGCCAGAGCCACUGUCCCAGAGCCAGAGCCACUGUCCCAGAGCCACUGUCUCAGAGCCACUGUCCCAGAGCCACUGCCCCAGAGCCACUGUCCCAGAGCCACUGUCUCAGAGCCACUGUCCCAGAGCCACUGUCCCAGAGCCACUGUCCCAGAGCCACUGUCCCAGAGCCAUUGUCUCAGAGCCACUGUCCCAGAGCCACUGUCCCAGAACCAUUGUCUCAGAGCCACUGUCCCAGAGCCACUGUCCCAGAGCCACUGCCCCAGAGCCACUGUCCCAGAGCCACUGUCCCAGAGCCACUGCCCCAGAGCCACUGUCCCAGAGCCACUGUCUCAGAGCCACUGUCCCAGAGCCAUUGUCCCAGAGCCACUGUCCCAGAGCCACUGUCCCAGAGCCACUGCCCCAGAGCCACUGUCCCAGAGCCACUGUCUCAGAGCCACUGUCCCAGAGCCAUUGUCCCAGAGCCACUGUCCCAGAGCCACUGCCCCAGAGCCACUGUCCCAGAGCCACUGUCUCAGAGCCACUGUCCCAGAGCCACUGUCCCAGAGCCACUGUCCCAGAGCCACUGUCCCAGAGCCACUGUCCCAGAGCCAUUGUCUCAGAGCCACUGUCCCAGAGCCACUGUCUCAGAGCCACUGUCCCAGAGCCACUGUCCCAGAGCCACUGUCUCAGAGCCACUGUCUCAGAGCCACUGUCUUAGAGCCACUGUCCCAGAGCCACUGUCCCAGAGCCAUUGUCCCAGAGCCACUGUCCCAGAGCCACUGUCCCAGAGCCACUGUCCCAGAGCCACUGUCCCAGAGCCAGAGCCACUGCCCCAGAGCCACUGCCCCAGAGCCACUGUCCCAGAGCCAGAGCCACUGUCCCAGAGCCACUGUCCCAGAGCCACUGUCUCAGAGCCACUGUCCCAGAGCCACUGUCCCAGAGCCACUGUCCCAGAGCCACUGUCCCAGAGCCACUGUCCCAGAGCCACUGUCCCAGAGCCACUGUCUCAGAGCCACUGUCUUAGAGCCACUGUCCCAGAGCCACUGUCCCAGAGCCAUUGUCCCAGAGCCACUGUCCCAGAGCCACUGUCCCAGAGCCACUGUCCCAGAGCCACUGUCCCAGAGCCACUGUCCCAGAGCCACUGUCCCAGAGCCAGAGCCACUGUCCCAGAGCCACUGUCUCAGAGCCACUGUCCCAGAGCCACUGCCCCAGAGCCACUGUCCCAGAGCCACUGUCUCAGAGCCACUGUCCCAGAGCCACUGCCCCAGAGCCACUGUCCCAGAGCCACUGUCCCAGAGCCACUGUCCCAGAGCCACUGUCCCAGAGCCACUGUCCCAGAGCCACAGUCCCAGAGCCACUGGCCCAGAGCCACUGUCUCAGAGCCACUGUCCCAGAGCCACUGUCCCAGAGCCACUGUCCCAGAGCCACUGUCUCAGAGCCACUGUCCCAGAGCCAGAGCCACUGUCCCAGAGCCACUGUCCCAGAGCGACUGUCUCAGAGCCACUGUCCCAGAGCCACUGUCCCAGAGCCACUGUCUCAGAGCCACUGUCCCAGAGCCACUCUCCCAGAGCCACUGUCCCAGAGCUACUCUGUCCCAGAGCCAUUGUCUCAGAGCCACUGUCCCAGAGCCACUGUCCCAGAGCCAUUGUCCCAGAGCCACUGUCCCAGAGCCACUGUCUCAGAGCCACUGUCCCAGAGCCACCAUCCCAGAGCCACUGUCCCAGAGCCACUGUCCCAGAACCAUUGUCUCAGAGCCACUGUCCCAGAGCCACUGUCUCAGAGCCACUGUCUCAGAGCCACUGUCCCAGAGCCACUGCCCCAGAGCCACUGUCCCAGAGCCACUGUCUCAGAGCCACUGUCCCAGAGCCACUGUCCCAGAGCCAAUGUCUCAGAGCCACUGUCCCAGAGCCAUUGUCCCAGAGCCACUGUCCCAGAGCCACUACCCCAGAGCCACUGUCCCAGAGCCACUGUCUCAGAGCCACUGUCUUAGAGCCACUGUCCCAGAGCCACUGUCCCAGAGCCAUUGUCCCAGAGCCACUGUCCCAGAGCCACUGUCCCAGAGCCACUGUCCCAGAGCCACUGUCCCAGAGCCACUGUCUCAGAGCCACUGUCUCAGAGCCACUGUCUCAGAGCCACUGUCCCAGAGCCACUGUCCCAGAGCCACUGUCCCAGAGCCACUGCCCCAGAGCCACUGUCCCAGAGCCAGAGCCACUGUCCCAGAGCCACUGUCCCAGAGCCACUGUCUCAGAGCCACUGUCCCAGAGCCACUGUCUCAGAGCCACUGUCUCAGAGCCACUGUCCCAGAGCCAGAGCCACUGUCCCAGAGCCACUGUCUCAGAGCCACUGUCCCAGAGCCACUGCCCCAGAGCCACUGUCCCAGAGCCACUGUCUCAGAGCCACUGUCCCAGAGCCACUGUCCCAGAGCCACUGUCCCAGAGCCAUUGUCUCAGAGCCACUGUCCCAGAGCCACUGUCCCAGAACCAUUGUCUCAGAGCCACUGUCCCAGAGCCACUGUCCCAGAGCCACUGUCUCAGAGCCACUGUCCCAGAGCCACUGUCCCAGAGCCACUGUCCCAGAGCCACUGUCCCAGAGCCACUGUCUCAGAGCCACUGUCCCAGAGCCACUGUCUCAGAGCCACUGUCUUAGAGCCACUGUCUCAGAGCCACUGUCUUAGAGCCACUGUCCCAGAGCCACUGUCCCAGAGCCACUGUCCCAGAGCCACUGUCCCAGAGCCACUGUCUCAGAGCCACUGUCCCAGAGCCACUGUCUCAGAGCCACUGUCUCAGAGCCACUGUCCCAGAGCCACUGUCCCAGAGCCACUGCCCCAGAGCCAUUGUCCCAGAGCCACUGUCCCAAAGCCACUGUCUCAGAGUCACUGUCCCAGAGCCACUGUCCCAGAGCCACUGCCCCAGAGCCACUGUCCCAGAGCCACUGUCCCAGAGCCACUGUCUCAGAGCCACUGUCUCAGAGCCACUGUCCCAGAGCCAUUGUCCCAGAGCCACUGUCCCAAAGCCACUGUCUCAGAGCCACUGUCCCAGAGCCACUGUCCCAGAGCCACUGUCCCAGAGCCACUGUCCCAGAGCCAUUGUCCCAGAGCCACUGUCUCAGAGCCACUGUCCCAGAGCCAUUGUCCCAGAGCCAUUGUCCCAGAGCCACUGUCUCAGAGUCACUGUCCCAGAGCCACUGUCCCAGAGCCACUGUCCCAGAGCCACUGUCCCAGAGGCCACUGUCCCAGAGCCACUGUCUCAGAGCCACUGUCCCAGAGCCACUGUCCCAGAGCCACUGUCCCAGAGCCACUGUCUCAGAAGCCACUGUCUCAGAGUCACUGUCCCAGAGCCACUGUCCCAGAGCCACUGUCCCAGAGCCACUGUCCCAGAGCCACUGUCCCAGAGCCACUGUCUCAGAGCCAUUGUCCCAGAGCCACUGUCCCAGAGCCACUGUCCCAGAGCCACUGUCCCAGAGCCAUUGUCCCAGAGCCACUGUCUCAGAGCCACUGUCCCAGAGCCAUUGUCCCAGAGCCAUUGUCCCAGAGCCACUGUCUCAGAGUCACUGUCCCAGAGACACUGUCCCAGAGCCACUGUCCCAGAGCCACUGUCCCAGAGCCACUGUCCCAGAGCCACUGUCUCAGAGCCACUGUCCCAGAGCCACUGUCCCAGAGCCAUUGUCCCAGAGCCACUGUCUCAGAGCCACUGUCCCAGAGCCAUUGUCCCAGAGCCAUUGUCCCAGAGCCACUGUCUCAGAGUCACUGUCCCAGAGCCACUGUCCCAGAGCCACUGUCCCAGAGCCACUGUCCCAGAGCCAGAGCCACUGUCCCAGAGCCACUGUCUCAGAGCCACUGUCCCAGAGCCACUGUCCCAGAGCCACUGUCACAGAGCCACUGUCCCAGAGCCACUGUCCCAGAGCCACUGUCCCAGAGCCACUGUCCCAGAGCCAUUGUCCCAGAGCCACUGUCUCAGAGCCACUGUCCCAGAGCCAUUGUCCCAGAGCCAUUGUCCCAGAGCCACUGUCUCAGAGUCACUGUCCCAGAGCCACUGUCCCAGAGCCACUGUCCCAGAGCCACUGUCCCAGAGCCACUGUCCCAGAGCCACUGUCCCAGAGCCACUGUCUCAGAGCCACUGUCCCAGAGCCACUGUCCCAGAGCCAGAGCCACUGUCCCAGAGCCACUGUCCCAGAGCCACUGUCUCAGAGCCACUGUCCCAGAGCCACUAGCCACUGUCCCAGAGCCACUGUCCCAGAGCCACUGUCCCAGAGCCACUGUCCCAGAGCCACUGUCCCAGAGCCACUGUCUCAGAGCCACUGUCCCAGUGCCACUGUCCCAGAGCCACUGUCCCAGAGCCACUGUCCCAGAGCCAUUGUCCCAGAGCCACUGUCCCAGAGCCAUUGUCCCAGAGCCACUGUCCCAGAGCCACUGUCCCAGAGCCACUGUCCCAGAGCCACUGUCUCAGAGCCACUGUCCCAGAGCCACUGUCCCAGAGCCACUGUCCCAGAGCCACUGUCCCAGAGCCAUUGUCCCAGAGCCACUGUCCCAGAGCCACUUCUGA